Molecule: messenger RNA, 1293 nt
Organism: Suillus fuscotomentosus
Lineage: Eukaryota; Fungi; Basidiomycota; Agaricomycetes; Boletales; Suillaceae
Exons: 2
Molecular function (GO): electron transfer activity; heme binding
Source: RefSeq, a predicted model, not a curated record
GACGAUGUGAUCUGGACUUGGUAUUAUGAUCGCCAGGGCACCUUUCAAAGCUCGGGCAUCAACUUUAUCCAAGAUCUCCCACGAUUCAUGGUGCUACUAUAUGCGUUACAACGCUUCAAAGUUCACGAUUGGGGCCGAAACAAGGACUUUCUCCCAGUUCAAGUUGACGGGAAGCAAUGCCACGAAUGCAAAAUCAAGGACGAAGAUCUUGGAACGGUGGAUCUGUUGCUUCACACCAGCGACCCCGAAAGAGUGACGCACUACGGACUACAAGGACGGGCGACCAACGUGGUUCCUGUCACUAGCGAAGCGCUUACUAAGAAAUAUGGUAACUUCGAGGAUGGAAUGGUGGCCAAGAUAUUUUGGGGAGAGGCGAGUCGCACCAGCGAGCCGGAGAUCCUGAAAAAGGUUGAGGAGAUCGCUAAGAGGCACCCGACUGUCGAAGGACAUAUUCCCCAGCUGCUCUGGCACCACAAGUUCACGAAUCCCACGUCCGCCAUUCGAGAAGCGCUCGGUGUUCCUGAACCCACCACGGGAGGUCGCGUGCUCUACAUUCUUGUAUUCCGCAAGCUCUACCCCAUCACGACGCUCCACGGCAGGGAUCUUUUUGACGUCUGGCGUCAGUGUAUCUUGUGCCACAUCAUUUUGUGGAAGGAAGGGGUCUAUCAUCGAGAUGUCAGCCCUGGAAACUUGAUGUGGUACAGGAAAGACCGCAGACUGAUCGGUGUCUUAAACGACUACGAUCUAUCCUCGUUGGCGAAUGCGGUGGGUCCUCAGGGAAACGAGCGUACGGGCACGGUACCGUUCAUGGCCCUCGAUCUUCUCACCGAAGAGGGUCAACAAGGCAAAGUGAAACACCUAUAUCGCCACGAUCUGGAGUCGUUUAUGUGGGUUUUCGCCUGGAUUUUCUUGCGUUACAGGCAGGGAGUUCCUCUACAAGAGAAUUUGCGCCCUCUCGACGAGUGGGCGACUUCACACGCCAUUGUAUGUGGCGAGAAGAAGUUAGCCUUUCUGACGAAUUUGAGCAAUUAUCUACCCGCGGACCUCCGAACUUCUCAAUCGGACAUAGAUUUGUCUUUAUUGGCUCUCCUUGUGGACUGUUUUCUGGUCCUCCAGGCAGCUAACUCCAAUCGCGCUGCUGACAAGUACCAUAACCUCGUUGUUGAGCUGAAAAGGAAAGGAGCAUCCAAGCAGAUCAAUGGCGAGGAAACUGUAUCGGAUAUGGAUGAUUUACUAGGCAAAUUCACAGGUACCGAGGCGUGGGUUGACCUCAGUAAAACUUUACCUUCAUAG